UGAGGGAGGACCUCUCUCAUUCUAUUGAAUGAAUGUAACGUCCGGUCUGCGCGUCCACACAGCACAUUGCCCACACCACGAAGGGGGCAACGCGCAAGAGUUCCCAUACGAAACAUACACAGGUCCCCAAGAAAUGCCUUCGAUGGCUUCACGCACAUGCGCGGGGUCCGUACUGCAAGAUGCACAUGAUGCAUUAUGCACAUGCAAAGAAUACAGCAAGCAGAGAAGGCGAGGAGUGCCAAUUGAGUGCGUGUACCGAUUAGACACGCUUAUCUAUCUACAGCAACAAACCAAAGGCAGGUGUGUCUCCCUCCCUCCCGGGUGGGGUGUGUGCAUGACACACGCCUCCCACCCAUCAUCCCAUACUGUCAGCCUCCUUUUCCACAGAAGACUUCCACAGCGUGUACAAGGCCUCGAUCAUCUUAGCAAACCCCUCCACGUUCACGUCAAAUGUCUUCACCGACGGGUACGCCGCGCUCUUCAUCCCCCUGGACCUCCUCGCCACCCUGCCCAUGUCUUCCAAAGCGCUGAUCCAGUAGUCCUUGCUGCCGAUCAUGUGCAGACCCAUCAAGCUCUCACCCGGGAUGCUGAUCGUCACCGUCGGCGGCCCUUCCAGCACCGGACGCCCCCUCGGCUGGAUGGCCUUGAUCGCGGGGCUCAGUCCAGUGUUGCUCGGCUGCUUUGCCGGCCGCUUGAAGACAGGGCUGCCCUCUUCACCCAGCUCUCCGAUUUCCAUGCCGCUCUUCUUGCCGCCCUCGGCCACACGGGAGAGAAAGGUGCCUGGAAUAGCGUGCACGCUGGCCUGGCUGGAUACGGACGCGCGGCGAGCACCUGAGCCGCGUCGCUGUGGGGUGUGUGGGGGCUGUGGCGUGGCGGGCUUCUUGUAGACGUCGAAGAGGUUAAGCUUGAUGCGCCGCUUCUGCUGCAGCCGCUGCUGCCGCUUGAUGAACAGAUCGAGGCGCUCGCGGAUGAGCCGCUCGGGCAGGAGGAAGUGCUCGAAGGGCAGGUUCAUCUGUGCAGAGAAGACAAAACACAUAUGGGCGACGUGUUUUCACACACGUGUCUCACUUGUUGACCUGUUCCGCUAGCAGGGCGGGGUCUUGUGCUGUCGCCCCUGUUGUGGCUUUUUUUCUCUUGGCAGCGAGGCCACCCUUGCCGUUCUGCCCCUUGGGUGUGGAGGGGGCCAGCUUGACCAGCCCGUGUUUCUCAAACAGGGCCCGGGCCACUGGGUCCGCCUUGGCGAUCACGUAGGGCUCCAGCUUCCGCCAAACUCUGUAGUAGGCUUCGCGGCGGGCCAGCCGACGCACCUGCACACGCAUGAGACCUGUCCAUUGCCUUACAUCCGAAUGAACGGAUCCCUCCUCUGUCACCUUGAGUGAUCGAAAUGCCCGCUGCACGGCGACAACGCUCUUGCGGAAUGUGCGGAUGAGAUGCGGGACGGACACCUGAGGCACCGCCUGCAAAGAAUGCCAUGGCAAUAGAGACACGCCAUAAUCACGUAGAGGGAGACAUGGAUGGAAUUGUUGUGGGCAGAAAAGACCCACUGAACCACUCACGCGCAUCUCGAGGAAGUGGAUGAUGACUUUUGCCGCGUGGAACAUGUCCGCCAUAUAGAGGUGCCGUGUCAUGACUACCAACGCCGCUCUGAUCAUCACACUGUGCUCCUGCACUGCCUUGACACGCACUCUUGUCAGGUGCCGCAGCCAGGCCCGCUGGAUCCGCGACGCAGCGGCCAUCAUCACAUCGUGUUUCCUCUCCGCCUCGAGGGCCAGCAGAUAGGACGACUCGCAGCCGCCGGCGAAGGAAGCCAAAGCGAGAAAUAUCAGCCACUGGCGUGUGCGCUCUUCGCUCAGCUCUGCUUCCAGCUGCUGCCUCUCGAGCUCUUCUCUCUCCUCCCUACGGACGUCUCUCUUCCGGAGGAAGGCCUCGUGGUGGGCGAGGGUCGCUGCGGCGAUCUCUGCUUUGGCACUAAGGGUGCGGUGGAUGGAGUCGCAUUUGAGCAAAGCGCGCUCGCGAAGACGCUCAUACUGACACCAGGGAGACUGAUCAUAUAAGAUACAUAAAGAGACAUGCAAGAAUGUGGGAAGCCUGGUGAUGUCCUUACUGAUGUGGCGGGUAUUAUCUCUUUGUUCAGGGCGACUAGGUCUUUUCCCCCCGAGUAGCCCAUCAGCUCCUCCCUUCUUCGCCUGGUCAGCGUCUUGAGUUUCUCGUCGAACUUCUGCCGCUUGGUUGGGUUCCGUUUGAGGUCUUCAAGCUUGGCCUCCCACCCCCGGUGGAUCCGCUGCAGCCGCUGCCUCAGCUCCUCCCGAGACAUGACCACCUUCACCUUGCCGAAGGUGCACUUGAUCUCGAAUUUGGUGUCCACCAGUCCCUCCACGCCCACAUAGAGCUCAGAAAAUGGCGGGGCGACGUGUGUGGGACCGCCCCGGCCCCCGCGGGAGGCCUCCUCGCCUUCCAGUCCCUCAUCGCCCUCCCCCUGUGGCGCGAGCAUGGCGUGCUGGUAGACAAGGGUAAGAGCGGCCGAAGGGCUAGAGGGGUCUACUGCUUCGCUGGUGGCCACUGCGGGGUUGAUCCAUUUGCCCCGGAAGGUCGCUGUCUUGGUCGUUGGCCGCUCAGUCUCGAGCGAGCCGUAAAGGUUGAUGAGAGGCGUGCUGGGCGAGCCUGUGGGGGGCGGGUUGGCGGGCGCUGUCGCAAGACCCUAGAAGAGAGAAAAGGAGGGGCUGAGCACCUCCAGAAGGUGUGCCCUUCCUCAUCAUGGGAUCAUCACCUGUGUUUUGCGAACGACCUCGACCUUGACGGAGACGGGCUUGUUUGGCAGAUGGAUCUUGUAGAACUUGUGCGCAUUGGCGGUGAUGUAGCCCAGCAGGCUCACGUCCUUCGGCAGAGUAAUCAGCGAGCUGACUGUCCCGCCCAGUAGACCCGUGAUAGUCGAGGCCAAGAGGUUGAACUCCUCUGCCGAGAUGGCGGUCGAUGCCGCGAGCGUCUCUUCAUGGGGAUGCGAUGCCGUCAGUCGCUCGUCCGCGAGGCCGCUGAGCUUCUGCUUGCCCUCGAACGACUCGAUUCGACGGUUGGCCAGCCGACUGAGGGCACUGACAGAUGCAAAUUCCGUUGGCUGCUCCGUCUUCUCAGUACUUGCGACAGUCUUGGUCUUGGAUGCCUGCGCCCUUCCCCACCAUUGCCGUGUCGUGACGAGGGCGGGCGGCAGGGUGCGUGUGGAGAGGGAGGGGUCGGUUGCGAUGUGCUCAUGGUCCUUGCCGGGCUGACGCUCAAAUGAGGGGACGCCCGAUGGCCACCCGGCUCUGCAAGCAGAUGAUUGAAUUGAUUGACCUCAUCCAUUCAAACAAGCGUCUCGUCAUUUUGCGUCAGCUUGGUUCACCUUGCCGUGUGCCUGCCCCGUGUUGCCCUGGUGGCGCUAUCGGGCGGCGUCUGCGAGGGAGGCAGAGCGAGAGUCAAGCUUAGUGUUUCGUGGAUGGGCGGGGGCGUCGGCGUGCUGCUCUCAGGGCACUUUAUUCCCAUUCUGCCGGAUAGCUUGACCCUGCGUGGCGCGGAAAGAACACACGGAGAAAGAAUGCUACGCCAUGCAUUGCGGUGUAAUGCUCGUUCCGCUAAUACACAGACGUACCUGCUGUAUAUGCCUUCUCGGCCGGUUCUGUGCUGUGGUGCUGUCUCUUUCGAUGCAUCUUCAUCUUGUCGGGGAACUGCUGAAGCUGCCCGCCGACCGGGGCUGCUUGCGGACGAGUCUUUGACAAGGGAUCUCCUUGGGUUUGUGUGGACCGCAGAGCCUCUCGUGCUUGGCGACGACAUGCUUGCGAGACG
Vitrella brassicaformis is the source of this 3816-nucleotide messenger RNA. NCBI's taxonomy places the organism in Eukaryota, Vitrellaceae. The record is from the annotation of a GenBank genome assembly.